CACGUGGAGCUGAGAAUCAGAAAUCAGUAUUUUGGAGAGUUAACCCUGAUCGUUGACGUCGUUGCCUGGAAUGCCAUUGAAGAGGCAGUGCCUCGCUUUGUGACCCGUACUGUUUGCUCAGCUGGUUCUUAUUUUCGCCGAAUAUCCGGCCAUAAAAGCCGGAACAAGGUCACCCGGUGAUCAGUUAACAGUGAGAUGCUUUGGCGCUGGGAUUACCUUAUCGUGGGCAUGAUGCUCCUGGCGGAGUUCAGCCACUUGGGCGAGGCGGUGGCCAAUGGAAGACGUAGAAACCAGAGACGCCUCGGCGUGAAGGGGCGACAAGUGGUGGCCAACAGAAGGAAUCGUCUCCGCACGACGGCAAAGGUGAACAACGCCGCCAGGAGACUCAACAAACAGCGGACGAAGACGAGCACCGAUGCCCCCAAAGUCCAGUCCAGGAUUGUGGGUGGCACCAGCACCUCCAUAUCAUCGAGACCCUAUCUGGUUCAAGUGCGUCGUGGCGACAAUCUGUGCGGCGGAACCCUCAUCCACGAGCGAUGGGUCCUCACCGCCGGCCACUGUGUGAAGGGCUAUGGUGCCUCCGACUUCGCAGUGCGGGCAGGAACCACGACACUGGACGGCAGUGACGGCGAAACCAGCUCUGUCACCUCCGUUCAUGUGGCUCCCAAGUUCACCACCAAGAAGAUGAACAUGGACGCGGCACUGUUGAAGUUGAAUCGUUCCAUGACGGGCACCAAUAUAGGCACCAUCUCGAUGGCCAGCUACAUACCCAAGGCCGGGGCGAAGGUGCAGAUCGCCGGAUGGGGAGUGACCAGAGAGGGAGGCACCACGGCCUCCAAGAGCCUGCAAGCCAUUCAGGUCAAUGUGGUCAAGAGGAGGAAGUGCGUCCGAGAUUAUCGCAGCAAGGCCACCAUCACCAAGUACAUGUUCUGCGCACGGGCCAGGAAUAAGGACUCCUGCAGCGGAGAUUCCGGUGGCUCGGUGGUCCGGGACAAUACCCUGGUGGGCAUUGUGUCCUUUGGCUACGGCUGUGCUCGCACUGGAUAUCCUGGCGUGUACACUUCCGUGGCCAUGAUCCGUAAGUGGGCCAACACGAUAAUGGCCAACAAUUAG
Molecule: messenger RNA, 1113 nt
Organism: Drosophila ananassae
Lineage: Eukaryota; Metazoa; Arthropoda; Insecta; Diptera; Drosophilidae
Product: trypsin
Biological process (GO): proteolysis
Molecular function (GO): serine-type endopeptidase activity
Source: RefSeq, a predicted model, not a curated record